AUGGAUCAACUCCGUACCGUCCUUCAACCCCUAACUCACAACCUCCCUGCGCCUAUCAAAGACUUGGGAGUUUCACUCAUCGGAGAACAAUGCUACAAAACUCUCCUGCUCGACAUCGACCCAUCCCAUACAGAAUGUCUCAAACUCGGCAUUUCUAAAGGACUCGGAGUAGGAAUCAUUGCAGCUUCCUCUAUCGUCAAGAUCCCACAACUUCUCAAACUCAUCUCCUCCAAAUCUUCCUCCGGGAUAUCCUUCCUUUCCUACCUUCUCGAAACCUCCGCAUACCUUAUUUCACUCGCCUAUAACUAUCGAUCAGAAUUUCCUUUCAGCACAUAUGGCGAAACUGCUCUUAUAAUGGUGCAGAAUGUAGUGAUUGCCGUCACAGCUGCUCUGUUCGUGGCAGGAUUGGCUGCAAGUGCCUUUACGCUUUUCAGUGGAAAUAUGUUGGAUAUGCAACAAUUAGCAUACUUGCAAGCAGGAGCUGGAGUUUUGGGAGUUGCAAGCAAAUUGCCCCAGAUUUUGACUGUCUGGCAAGAAGGAGGAACGGGACAGUUGAGUGCUUUCGCUGUAUUCAACUAUCUCGCCGGUUCUCUUUCUAGAAUCUUCACUACUCUUCAAGAAGUUGACGACAAACUCAUUCUCUAUGGAUUCAUCGCCGGUUUUGCUCUCAACGCUAUCCUAACUCUACAAAUGGUAUACUACUGGAAUUCUUCCAGCAAAACCAAGAGCAAGAAGAACAAGAACAAGAAAUCUUCAAACACAAAGCAAAAGGAGAAGGUUUCUGUUGCAGCAUCUCCUGCUGCAAGUACCACCCAAUCGCAAAAGAACACAGCCAAGAGCCCUAGCACACGAAGACGUGGAUAG
This is a messenger RNA of Sclerotinia sclerotiorum 1980 UF-70, 864 nucleotides long. RefSeq lists its product as hypothetical. Lineage: Eukaryota; Fungi; Ascomycota; Leotiomycetes; Helotiales; Sclerotiniaceae. The record is from RefSeq and is a predicted model, not a curated record. The coding region runs from base 1 to 864 and encodes 287 amino acids. The transcript has 3 exons.